This is a messenger RNA of Ceraceosorus guamensis, 2190 nucleotides long. RefSeq lists its product as hypothetical. The record is from RefSeq and is a predicted model, not a curated record. The coding region runs from base 1 to 2190 and encodes 729 amino acids. The transcript is spliced from 4 exons. Lineage: Eukaryota; Fungi; Basidiomycota; Exobasidiomycetes; Ceraceosorales; Ceraceosoraceae.
AUGUCACGCUCAGUCCGCACACACCGCUCCAACUCUAGCCGUUCAGGGGUCGAAGAGGAUCCGGAUGCAGUCCCUUUGCUCAGCGUACGCAGCGAAGGACAAUUCGCAUUGGAUGAGGAUACACAGCCCAUGAGAGGAGAUGAGGAUGCGUACGGUUCGGAUGAAGCGGAGGAGCAGGGCAACAAAUAUCCGCCCACGUCUGCCCCUCCUACGUACGAACAGGCACUAGGAAUGCUGGGAGAAGGCUCUUCCGGAAGUGUGCAGCGUGGUGGUGGGGGUGGUGGUGUUAGAGGAAUGCGCAACAAUGAUAACCAUGGACGAUGGAGAGAUUCCAUCCCUCAAAGGAUUAGGAAUUGCACAUCCGAUCUCGACCUGCGUCCUCCCACCUACCUUUUGCAGCCUGUGCUGGAUGGAAGCAAAGCUGCAGCGCUCAAGCUGUACUCUUUGAUAUGCAGACUUUGGCCCAGCAGCAGGUUGGGACAAGCAGGAUUGGCGCUUGCUGGAAUGUGGAUACUCGUAGUCUUUUCUGGACCGGUCUUUGAGGUCAGGGACUGGGAUCAGUCCAGAGGUGAUAGGGAUCGACAUCGAGCAGAGUGGUGGAAAGGCGUUGGAGAUGUGAGGGUGGCGGAUGAUCUCAAACAAGCGCCAACAGCUCCGGGUCCCAUCUCAGGCGACGGUCAUAUCGUCUUGCCAGCGGAGUGGUCCGACCCUCAUUGCGCCCUAUUCACCUAUCGUGGAUAUCCGCCCUACUGUCGAACCAGCGCAUCUUUUAACCUGAGCAUACCCGAUUCUUUUGCAGGCACAGCAUCCAACUUUGUCUAUGCGGAUCCACUGCGAUUGUCGGGCAUGAGCGAUGGGCGAGGCAGGGUGCCUGGAAGGAUCUUGGUAAGGAGAGCGAGGGACACAAGGGAGGAGAUCAGGCAUGAGGAUGGGACACCUUUGAUUGGGGUUAGGGUGGAAGCUAGGUAUGAGAGAGGAAGUCCAGGUUUGCUCAGAGGCGUGUCUGUGGGUAAAAUGUUGGCGGGCGUUUGGGGUCAAGGAGUAGGCAUCUAUUCACUCCCCUUGACACAUCAAUUGCGCAACAGGUUCCCGCCGCCCCUCUCGUUCGAGAUUCGCGUAAUCCUUCCGAGCAGUCCGAGCGCCUUGCCGGCCCUCAAGCUGGAAGCUGCAGCGAUGGAUAUCGAUUUCAUGCACCUGGACGAGCUGGACUACGAUGCCGACUCCCUCGCGGAAUCUGCAUCUACGGGAAGCGAGUCGAAUAGACCAGCGCAAGAAGAGUGGUCCAAGGCGGUCGAUACGGAAGGGAUUUAUUAUGGCAGAUUGCAGCUCUCUUCGGGAGAUGGGAGUGUGCGCAUCGGGAGCGGCGGAGCGCUCGCAGUCUCUCAUGUACAUGCACGAGCCACGUCGGGCAACAUCGCGGUCGAGGGACCUCUCAUCGCACCGGCCGUAGAGCUGCACUCGGACAAUGGCAUCGUUCGACUGGGCAGAAAAGCCGGUUCGAGUGCUUCGUCGACGCGCCCUAGAAGGAGAAGAGGAGAAGAGGCAAACGAAGAAGCUUCUAUAAAGGUUUGGAAAUCGGCAGUGUUGGAUACUUGGAAUGGAGCGGUGGUGCUGGAAAAGGGAUCGGUGGUGCAGGGACCGCAACUCAGAGGUACUUCGCGCAAUGGACGCAUAGAGGGAGAAGGCGUUUGGGCCACUAAUGGUACGCUUUUACUUCGCUCGACGACUGGCAACAUCGAUAGUCGAGUAUCGGUGCUGGAUCCUUUGGCGCCCCGCACGUCCUCAUCAGCCGUCGGAUCAAGAUCGAUCGACGUGCGAGCCGACUCCACAUCCGGCAGCGUGCAUCUCAAGUACAUUUCGCACGCACCCAGCAUCAUCCUGCACAGCAUCGUCUCGUGCAAAUCCAACAACGUCUCCACCACGCUCCAUCGAAACUUUUUCGGCGACUGGAACGUGAGGGCGGCAAAGAGGUUGGGGGUGAGGGUAAAGAGACCGCCGAAUGAUGGGGUUAGGGGGGAUUGGAUCAGCCAGGGAAGAAGAGUUGGACAGAUGGAAGAGAGCGAAAAGGGAAGUUUGAAUAGAGCUCCUUUGUUGGGACAAGCGAAGGAACAGCAGCAGGGAUCACAAGGCGAAGUUGGAUCAGCGGAAGUUAGCAGUGCGCUCGGAGAGGCUUCCAUCGAGUUUGCAUAG